Messenger RNA from Harmonia axyridis, 756 nucleotides. RefSeq lists its product as uncharacterized. Bases 1 to 756 code for a protein of 251 amino acids. NCBI's taxonomy places the organism in Eukaryota, Metazoa, Arthropoda, Insecta, Coleoptera, Coccinellidae. The transcript has a single exon. The record is from RefSeq and is a predicted model, not a curated record.
AUGAGCACCCCUGAUAUUCCAGAAAAAUAUGCUCCUUAUGCCGAUGAAAUCAAGGCCACUAUAAAAAAAACAAUUAAGUUCAAGUUGCAGAAAAAUCCUGAUCUCAAACUGUGGCAAAGCAAGGUAGGAGGCUCACCUUAUCUACCUCUUAAUGAGCCAUAUCCGCUUAAUUCAGAGGGAGAACCACUCCUAUUUCUGGCUCAAGUAAAUUUCUCGGAAUUGCCACGCAUUGAGGAGUUUCCAGAGGAAGGAAUACUUGAAUUUUAUAUUGAUGGACAAGAUGACAUUUUGGGUUAUGAAAAUAAGGAGGGUGGAUUUAAAGUACUAUACUUUAAAGAUAUCGAAGAAGAUGAGACAAAACUUCAUAGUGAAUUUAAAAAAUUAACAUUCCCAUUCGGACCCUUUCAAGUAGACGCAAGUUACAGCAUGGAUUUUUCUCUUGAAGAUCAGUAUAUGUCAAUUCUAGACUACCGUUUUGAGAAUAUAGUUGAUUAUGAAGAUGAUUAUGACAUGUAUGAUCAGUAUAAUGAUUUGUAUCCUGCCAAUGGGAAUCGUCUUUGGGGGUACCCUUAUUUCACACAAUCAGAUCCAAGGGAAGGUGUAAAUAAUUUGAAGGAUUAUGAAUUAUUGUUUCAGCUUGAUAGUGAUGAAAGUAUAAUAUGGGGUGAUAUGGGUGUUGGGGCAUUUUUUAUUAAACCUGAUGACCUUCAAAAACUUGAUUUCACUAAUAUUCUUUACAACUGGGAUUGUUAUUAG